AUGGUAAUAGUUUGCCAGAGCCUUGGGGGAGCUGCUCAGCAGGAUGAACACUGCUGGUGGGGUGUGUCUGUCUGUGCUGUGGCUGGGGCCCUGGCUGCCGUGUCUGUCCUUGUUCUAGCUCCUCUCUCUGCCCUGGCUGAGGUUGCCUACGGGGCUGCCGGCAGCAUCCCCAGCACUGGGGCAGAGGGGGCUCCCUCACCCAUCUCCUCGCCAUGCUCCAGCCUUGUAGCUGGUGUGCUCUAUGGCUCUUUCUCCCUAAGGGAACUCUUUCCAUCUAGGGUGCCAGGUUGUUCCUGGUCACUGGAAAACCCUGAUCCCACCAAGUAUUCCCUCUACCUCCGCUUCACCCGCCAUCCUGUCAUCUGUCGGGCACACUCCCCCAUGCUCCUCUCUCUUGACCACCACUUGGCCAAUCAAAGCUGUCCUCUUCAUUUACAGACAACUGCUGCCAGGGAUCAAGAAGUCAUAGAGCUCUGUGGCAGCCACACCAACUCAGAUGGACCUUACUCCUUCCUACAAUUUGAUAAGAACUUUAUCCAGCUAUGUCUAACAAGACAUCCAUCUGCUGAUGAACCUCAGGUAACCAAGGAAUUGCUAGAGCUGAGACUGGUAGAGGUGUUACUCAUUAACAAUGAGAACUCCAGUCAGUUCACCUGUGGUGUGCUCUGCCGAUGGUUUGAGGAGUGUUUACGCACAGGACACAAUGGAGAUCAGGAGGUUUCCGACGGGGAUGGUUGUGGGAUGACACAGACAGGGUGUAUCUGUCCAAACCAUAACAUCAUGGCACCACCUAUCCCAUUACUCCCGGAGACACCUCACAGUUUCAGUAAUGGUUCGCUGGUUCCUGAUGACUGCUGUGUCACUGAGCUGCAUUCAAAUGAUGCAAUUGCCAUAGCACCCAGAGAUGUCCGACAAGACCCAUAUGAUGAUGAUUUGAAGGUGAAGACCCAGAGACCUCGAUCAGCUGACCAGCCAGGUGUAUUUCAGGCACAAACAGGUGAUCCUGCAGCAGAGGAGUGGUCACAGUGGAGUGUGUGUUCACUCACAUGUGGACAAGGCUGGCAAGUGAGGACACGUUCAUGCGUUUCUUCUCCCUAUGGGACACUGUGCAGUGGCGCCCUGCGGGAAACACGCAUGUGCAGCAACACUACUUCUUGUCCGGGUGAGCCGGGGAUCACAGGCUCAGUGCAUGGUCUGUGGGAGGAGUGGUCAUCAUGGAGUCUGUGCUCUGUGACCUGUGGGCGAGGUUCCAGGACACGAACCAGGAAGUGUGUGAACGGAGGCAGGGCUGUGGCAUGUGGGCAGCCCGAGAUUCAGACCAAACUCUGCAAUAUAGCAGUGUGUCCGGUGGAGGGCCAGUGGUCGGAGUGGGGGCCGUGGUCGAGAUGCAGUGUUACUUGUAACACGGGAACCCAGCAGAGGCAGAGACGCUGCAUUGCACCUGUACAUGGCUGGGCUGAAUGUAAGGGUCCCCAUCAGGAGACCAAGGAAUGCACCAACCCUUCAUGCAGUGGUGAAGGUAACUGGGGCAGCUGGAACCACUGGAGUCUCUGCAGCAAAACAUGUGACUCUGGUUGGCAGCGCCGCUUCAGGAUAUGUGAGGGCACCAGUGUACAGGGCUACCCCUGUGAUGGCUCCGGAGAGGAGGUCCGGUCCUGUAAUGAGAAGAAGUGCCCAGCUCCUUAUGAGAUAUGUAAAGAUGAGCACCUCCUUUCUAUGUCAUGGAAGAGAGCCUCAGCUGGAGAAACUGUCUACAACAAGUGUCCAACUAAUGCCACUGGAUCUGCUAGUCGUCGUUGCAUGCUGGACAAUAAUGGAGUUGCUUUCUGGGGUCCUCCGAGCUUCGCCAGAUGCAUCUCACUUGAAUAUAGAUAUUUACAUUUAUCUCUACGAGAGCAUCUCGCGAAGGGUCAGAGGACCCUGGCUGGGGAGGGCAUGUCUCAGAUCGUAAGGAGUCUCCUGGAGCUCUUGCAGAGGAGGAGCUACUACAGUGGCGACCUUCUCUUUUCCACGGAGAUCCUGCGAAAUGUGACGGACACCUUCAAAAGAGCAACCUACAUCCCAGCUCCCGACGAUGUGCAGAAAUUUUUCCAGAUAGUCAGCCACAUGUUGGACAUGGAAAAUCUCGAGAAAUGGGAGGAUGCUCACCAGGUCGCUCCCGGUGCUGCUUUGCUGAUGAGGAUAUUGGAAGAUUUCAUUCACCUCAUUGGAGAAGCCCAGAAGCCUUUUCAGAGUUUUCUAGUGGUUACAAACAACCUCAUGAUAACCAUCCAGCGAGAGCCGGUGUCAGCGGUUUCCAGCGAUAUCAACUUUCCCAUGAAGGGGCGAAGAGGGAUGAAGAACUGGGCCAGAACAGCGGAGGACAAGCUCUACAUCCCUAAAGAAGUUUUCACAAUCCCCAUAGACGAAACAGAGAUGGACUCAGAGUCUACAAUAUAUUAUGUUAUCGGAGCCAUUUUGUACAGGACGCUGGGUAUUAUCUUACCUACACCAAACCCCCCUAUGGUGAUCAACUCCAAGAUCCUGACAGUGACAGUACGACCGGAACCGCAGCCCAGUGAGCCCAUGGUGAUGGUGGAGCUGUCCCCACUUUUUAAUGGUACAUCAGAUUCUCAAUGCAUUGUCUGGGACUAUGGCAAUCCGGAAGCUGGUACAGAAAACUGGGGCACAGAAGGCUGCCAAACACUUGCGUCAACCACUGUCCACACCAAAUGCCUGUGCAGCAGGAUAUCCACCUACGCCGUGUUAGCGCAACAAACUAAAGACCCGGACAUGGGUCCUACCAGCAUGCCCUCUGUACCCCUCAUGGUGGGCUGUGCGGUCUCCUGCACCGCUCUGCUCAUCCUGCUGCUAAUCUAUGCUGCUUUCUGGAGGUAUAUCCGUUCAGAAAGGUCAAUCAUCUUGGUGAAUUUCUGCCUCUCCAUCCUGGCUUCCAAUUUAUUGAUUUUGGUGGGACAAUCUCAAACACUUAGUAAGGGUCUCUGUACUGUGACUGCUGCCUUCCUACAUUUCUUCUUCUUGGCUUCCUUCUGCUGGGUGCUGACAGAGGCGUGGCAGUCCUACCUGGCCGUCAUUGGCAAAAUGAGAUCACGACUUAUCCGCAAGCGUUUUCUGUGCCUCGGCUGGGGUCUUCCAGCCCUCAUUGUUGCAGUGUCAGUGGGUUUCACCAGAGCAAGAGGUUAUGGCACAGCCAGCUACUGCUGGUUAUCCUUGGAGGGUGGCCUGCUUUAUGCCUUUGUUGGGCCUGCUGCUGUCAUUGUAUUGGUGAACAUGCUUAUUGGAAUUGUGGUGUUUAACAAGCUCAUGUCUCGAGAUGGAAUCUCUGACAAAUCUAAAAAGCAGCGAGCGGGUGUCCCAGCGGAGGCGCGUAGCCGACUGCUCCUGAAAUGCUCCAAGUGUGGCGUGAUCUCGAGCACCGCUCUGUCCAGCUCAACUGCCAACAGCACCAUGGCAUCUCUGUGGAGCUCCUGUGUCGUUCUUCCUCUGUUAGCAUUAACCUGGAUGUCAGCAGUGCUGGCCAUAACCGACCGGCACUCCACGCUUUUCCAGGUCCUCUUUGCCGUUUUUGACUCUGUGCAAGGUUUCGUCAUCAUCACCGUCCACUGUGCCAUGCGCCGAGAGGUGCAGGAUGCAGUUCGCUGUCGAAUGGGGGGAUGUAAAGAUGACAGCGAAAACUCACCAGACUCCUGCAAGAAUGGACAGGUGCAGAUCAUGACGGAUUUUGAGAAGGAUGUGGACUUGGCAUGUCAAACAGAGAGAGGACACCCAUUCAUUUUCAAGGAGGUGAACACCUGCAACCCAGCUACCAUCACUGGGACCCUUUCCCGCAUCUCCCUGGAUGAUGAGGAUGAUCCUAAACUGGCAGCCCAUCAAGAGGGAAGAGUUGGAGUCAACUUCAGCACCCUACCAGGGAACAUCCCCCCUUCUAACCUUAUUGUACCGGUUCCACCCCUAGGUGAGUUCAGUGAGACACCCUGCUGGGCACGGCCGCCCACUUCCUCUAAUAAUUCCCAGGAGGGAAGUGCUGGAAGUGGCGGGGGAGGAAGUGGUGGAGGAGGAGAGGGAGACUAUAUGGUCUUACCUCGUAGGACGGUCAGUCUUAAAACUUCAGCACCAUCCUCCCAAGGAGGAGGCCUGGGACUGGGGGGUGAGGACAAGCCUCUCAACAUCACAGUAGAGGAUCCUCCUUUUCCUCCACCUCCCUCUCCCCUGAGCCUCCAUCCAGCUGAGACCGAGGCCUACCCGGCGGAUUUUGUGCCAUCCAGUGUGAGCGACAUGAACAUCACCAUGAACCUCAACCGCCCCUAUGGGACAAUCAAAACCAUGCCCCAUGGGCACAUGAUGGCUCAGGGGGGUCUUGUACACUCUCACAGCGGACACAUGCACUCCCAUGGGCAUUCACUUCAGCUGAAGCCCAGCCAGAGGCCAUCUGUCAGACAGAUUCUGACAGGGGGAACUACUGUGGAGAGAACCAGGACCCUGCCACGCAACCUGGGCAGCACCAAUGCCACCACCAGCAUCUCAGCAGGAUCCCUGGAGGUGGGUGAGAGGUUGAGGGAUGAGGAAAGGGUUCCUAGUGGUGGUGCAGCUUCUUCACUAUGUCCACCUUUCACCUGCACUCAUGGUUCAAAGUUAUGA
This is a messenger RNA of Monopterus albus (swamp eel), 4638 nucleotides long. RefSeq names its product adhesion G protein-coupled receptor B2 (gene adgrb2). The coding region runs from base 1 to 4638 and encodes 1545 amino acids. Gene Ontology annotation, cellular component: plasma membrane. Gene Ontology annotation, biological process: negative regulation of angiogenesis; G protein-coupled receptor signaling pathway; cell surface receptor signaling pathway. The transcript is spliced from 32 exons. NCBI's taxonomy places the organism in Eukaryota, Metazoa, Chordata, Actinopteri, Synbranchiformes, Synbranchidae. Gene Ontology annotation, molecular function: G protein-coupled receptor activity. The record is from RefSeq and is a predicted model, not a curated record.